Molecule: messenger RNA, 1752 nt
Organism: Malassezia japonica
Lineage: Eukaryota; Fungi; Basidiomycota; Malasseziomycetes; Malasseziales; Malasseziaceae
Product: alcohol dehydrogenase (NADP(+))
Exons: 7
Coding region: 1-1752 (583 amino acids)
Biological process (GO): ubiquinone biosynthetic process; cellular respiration; alcohol metabolic process
Molecular function (GO): zinc ion binding; ubiquinone binding; alcohol dehydrogenase (NADP+) activity
Source: RefSeq, a predicted model, not a curated record
AUGCGGGGUCUGCCUGCGCUGCGUGUGGCCCAGCUGCCAACUGCCCGGGCGAGCCGCCCGGCGCUGCUGCGCGCCAGCAACGGAGCCCAUGCACUGCGCGAGGUCGUACGGCGGAGCCCUCGUGCGCUCGCUGCGGGCGCCCCACGCACCUUUUUGAACCUCAACGGGAUUCUGGGCGGUGGGCAAAAAGGCGACAGCUACGAAGAGACGAUCGUCCUUCCGUACUCGGCAGAGGAGCUGUACGAGAUCGUCGCUGAUGUCAACUCCUACUCCCAGUUUGUGCCCUACUGCGUCUCGUCGCGCGUCCUCGGCCCGACGCGCCGGCCGGACGUGCGCACCCAAAAAGAGCGCCCGACGUCGGUCGUGGAUGCGGAGCUCGCGAUCGGUUUCUCUGCUGUACAGGAGAGCUACGUGAGCGAGGUGAGCAUGCGCCCCGGUGAAUAUGUAACGGCACGCGCCAAGCCCUCGGCUCUAUUUAACUCGCUCAGCACCACUUGGCGCUUCCAGGCGCUGCCUGCGGCCGGCACCACGCCGCAGACGCGCGUCAAGUUCUCCCUGGACUUUUCGUUCGCGAACCAGCUGUAUGCCGCGCUCACCCGGCAAAUGUUCCAGAAACUAUCGGCGAAUAUGAUCGAGGCCUUUACGCAGCGCGCCGCGAGGGUCUAUGGACGCCGCCGGCGCAUCAUGCCCAAGGGAUACGCUAUUCACGACACCAAGAACUGGACCGACUUCAAGGUCAUUGACUUCGACCUGAAGGCGCCGGCCGACGACGACAUCGAUGUCGCCAUUACCCACUGUGGUAUCUGCGGCUCGGACCUGCACACGGUCUCGGGUGGCUGGGGCCCUCUCAAGGUGCCCGCUGUCAUUCCCGGCCACGAGAUUGUCGGCAAGGUGACCAAGGUCGGCAAGAACGUCAAGGACGUCAAGGUCGGUGACCGCGUCGGUGUCGGUGCGCAGGUCGGCUCGUGCAUGCACUGCCACCCCUGCACGCACGACAACGAGAACUACUGCAUUGGUGACGGCAAGGGCCACAUGGUCGACACCUACAACUCGAUCUGGCCGGACGGCAGCAUCGCUCAGGGUGGUUACUCGACCAACAUCCGUGCCCCCGAGCAGUUUGUCUUCCCCCUUCCGGACGGCAUCAAGUCGGAGCACGCCGCGCCCAUGCUGUGCGCUGGUCUGACGCUCUACUCGCCGCUGUACCGCAACAAGGUCGGCCCCGGCAUGCGCGUCGGUAUCGUGGGUAUCGGUGGUCUCGGCCACUUUGGUGUGAUGUUCGCCAAGGCCAUGGGUGCCGAGGUCGUCGCCAUCUCGCACUCGGCGAACAAGAAGGAGGACGCACUGAAGAUGGGUGCGAGCGAGUUCGUCUCGACCAAGGAGGAUCCCGAGUGGUCGAAGAAGUACCUGAACAAGCCCUUUGACCUGAUCAUCAACACCGCCUCCUCGUCGGCCGUCGACCUGCCCGGCAUGGUCGCCGCGCUCAAGGUGGAGGGCCGCCUGAUCUGCGUCGGUAUGCCCGAGGACGAGAUCAAGCUCAAGGUCCAGGACCUCGCCAUGCGCUCGGCCAUGCUCGGCUCGUCGCACAUCGGCAACAAGACCGAGGCGUUGAGCAUGCUCAAGCUCGCUGCCGAGAAGAAGAUCGAGCCCUGGAUCGAGCUCGUGGACAUGAAGGACUGCUCCAAGGCCAUUGAGCGCGUGUCCAAGGGUGACAUUCGCUACCGCUUCGUCCUGAAGCAGGACCUCGAGGCGUAA